AUGGAGAUAUCACCUUUAACAUCUGAUGCACAAGAAAAAAGUAUUGUUGAUGCGAUCAAUACUGAUGAUCGCAUCAGCAAACUCCCAAACGAUUUAUUGGUUAAGAUCUUAUCAAGAUUAUCCCUCAAAGAAGCCAUGAGGACAAGUGUUCUAUCAAAUCGAUGGGUGCAUGUGUGGAAGGAUGUGUCUCGUCUCUUCUUCGACCUACGAAAGUUGGCCGUAAUCAGACCUCUUUGGUACCAUUCUACUGAUCAUCAUGCCGCUAGAUCAAUGACCAAGGUUAUAAACGAUCACCAUGGCCAUUUGGAAAAAUGCACAAUCAUUUAUUACCCAUAUCAAUGUGAAGACGGGAUGGUCGAGGCUUGGAUUCGGUCAUUGAUUCAUGUGAAACACAUCAAGCAUCUCACACUUAAAAACUUUAUAUGCCCUUUUAGACCAAACCCUACCAUCACACUCGACUUGCCUCCAGAAUCAUUUUCCCAUCCAUGCCUAGAUUCACUGACUUUAAGUCGGUAUAACAUAGAAACCUCACAUGCUUUCGACAACUGCUGGAAUAUAAAGAAGCUAGAACUCACUGGCAUUUCCGCCGGGGUUGGAGUCUUUAACGUAGUCCUCGUGUCUUGCCCUUCUCUUGAAGUGCUUGUAGUUGAUAUCAAUUGCCACAAAGGAAGAGGUCUUCUGAAAAUUGAGAACCCCAACUUAAAGUUCUUGUAUCUAUCCUGUUAUAAUAUUGAUGCCAUUGAAGUGUCUUCACCAAAUCUUGACAUCCUCACCAUCGGAAAUCUCUUGUGUGAGAAAGAGAAGGUCGUCAUUGCGAGUCCUAGACUCCAGUUUUACAGAAACUAUUGGACUACAUUAUAUGCUCACACCAGCUAUAGUAUAUCAUGCCCCGAUCAGGAGAAAAAGAGCAUUGGACAUGAAUUCCUGAUGAGGAGAUCACGUGACUUUUUGAGUGAAUUUGCAUCGAUGUCGGUAAGUGUAGACUUGGCAAAUGCAAAAGAAGUUGAGAUGCUACAAGAAAUUUUAGCUGCAUGUCCUAGAGAAAUGGAAAAACUAGAUAUCUUAUUCAAGAAAAGCAAUGUUCCGAGGAAAGAAUUUGAGACUUCUAUUGGAAGAACACAGAAGCAGUUUUGGGAAGAGACAAAACCGUUUUCUCACGCUAACUUCAGUGCAUAUACUGUAAGGCUGUCUAACUUUAGCGGUUCAAAAGAAGAGUUUACGUUAGCGUCGCGUUUGAUAACUCAAGGGAUGGUAGGCAAGACUAUGCUAAUCAAACCAUCGUCGUUUUCUCCAAGUAACAAGUUACAGAUAGAGGGGGCAGUGGCCAACCUAAACGAACUUCCAAAAGGCCACAGAGAGCUCGAUAUCGUAAUGGUAUGA
Molecule: messenger RNA, 1380 nt
Organism: Eutrema salsugineum
Lineage: Eukaryota; Viridiplantae; Streptophyta; Magnoliopsida; Brassicales; Brassicaceae
Product: putative F-box protein At1g67390
Exons: 4
Coding region: 1-1380 (459 amino acids)
Molecular function (GO): protein binding
Source: RefSeq, a predicted model, not a curated record